Cherax quadricarinatus is the source of this 667-nucleotide messenger RNA. RefSeq lists its product as uncharacterized. The record is from RefSeq and is a predicted model, not a curated record. Lineage: Eukaryota; Metazoa; Arthropoda; Malacostraca; Decapoda; Parastacidae.
AUAUAAGGACAGCUCUUAGGUCCACAACACUAGUUGUUCACAUCUCACUUUAGGAAGUACGUCUCACUAAGUCUCCAACAUGAAGUUUGUGUUGAUGCUGGCGCUGCUGGUGGGCGUAGCGAGCUGCCAUCACUUACAACGCAGAGGAGACCAGGAAGACGACCAAGAACAUUUCCAUCACGAAGCAGAGGAAUCUUCUUUCUACAAACAAGGUUCCAAGCUCUCUCCUGGAUCCAUUUCCGCCAAGGUGCUGCCCACAACAUAUGAGGUACUGGAUCUUGAUGAAGAUAUUCUCGACCUUCCAUCCGCCUUCCACAAGAAGGGCUCCAAACUCUCUCCAGAAUCCGCAGUCUCUCAUAUCCUUCCCUCUGCUUAUGAAAAGGUCGACAUUUAGCAACCCAGUUUACCGUAAUCAAUCAUAAUUAUAAAUUGUAUACAAUACCGACAAAUUAAUAGGUAAGACACAUGUGCAACACUUAUGUAUAGUUAUGGUUUAAGAUAUCUGCAGAUAUCUUUACUGUUGACAAUAAAAUUACCUAAGAGCUGCGUGGGCGUCUAACCUCAAUCAAAAUUACAAAUAUUUGAAGAAAAAACAUUUUGUUUAUAUGUCGAUAUGAAUAUUUUCUACUCGGGUCUCAUUUUUCAAAUAAUAAAUAUUUUGAUAUGA